AUGCCUCAAGACCCCGCGACUAUCCUCGCCGCCGUUUUGCGCGCUGCAACAAUCGACGACCAUGAAGAGGUGCUCAAGGCCGCCAAUGCUGCCAUCAAGGCCAACCGCGCCGACGAGGACGCCCAACACACCCGUGUAGUUGCCCUGCUCAAGCUCGACCGAUUCGACGACGCCGUCCGAGCCAUAUCCGAAGGCGGAGUCAAGAUCGAGUCUCGAUGCGCCCUCGAGAAGGCGUACGCCCUCUACAAGCUUGGCCAGCUCGACGAAGCCGCCGCCCACCUCAAAUCCUUCGGCCUGGGGAAGCGCAGCUUCAGCCAUGUCGCCUCGCAGGUUGCUUACCGCGCCGAGAGAUUCGGCGAGGCCGAGCUCAUCUACAGGCGGCUGCUCACCGACGGUGAUGCAUCUCAGGAGGAAAACGACCUCCAAAUCAACCUGAGGGCGACAUUGGCCCAGGCUGAGUGGCAGGGAACCUCGACUGCCGCCAGCUCGACUACCGACCCCGCACAGGACACCUUUGAGCUGUGCUAUAAUGUUGCGUGCUCGCACAUUGCCAAGGGAUCUCUCGAAACGGCCGCAACCUUGCUCCAGCGCGCCGCCAAGCUGUGCGAUGCGUCCGAGGACUUGACCGAAGACGACAAGAAGGCUGAGUUGAAGCCCAUUCUUGCCCAGCAGGCAUACGUCCACGCCAAGCUUGGAAACACCCAGCGGGCAUUGGACCUGUACCGGUCGCUGGACGUCGAUGAUGAUGCGGAUCCCGACUUUGUCAUUGUGGCACAAAACAACAAGUCUGCGCUGGAGGCGAGGCCGUCCAACCCAUACCUUCUCCAACGCCAAGCUGCUACGUGGAUGUCCGGCGCUACCAACGCCAAACUAUUCAGUUAUCAAUCCGGCGUACUGGCCAGGAAUCAGUCUGUCGUUGACAUCCUGGCGCAAAAGAGCGACGGAGUGCGAGAAAGGACACGCAAGAUACUGGACCAAGCGCACCAGCCUACGACACGACAGGACGUCAACUCUACUGCAGCCAUCAAUGCCGCAGCCGAGACCCAGGGUGUUCCCGACAAGGAGGUUCUCCGAGAACUGGCGUCCCUAUCCAAGAGACACCCAAACAACGUUGGUCUCGUGCUCAUCACGGUCCAACUGCACCUGAAGCGCAAGAACCACGGCGCAGCGUUGUCGGCGUUAGAGUCUUUCUUCGUUCGACUCAACCAGAGCGACGACGACCAGGAUCGAGAAGUCCGGUUCAGUCCUGGUCUGGUUGCCCUGGCAGUGUCCCUUAUGCGCGCCCAAGGCAGGGACGCUUCUGCCAAGUCAGAGCUGGUCAAGGCCGCCACAUACUGGCGAGAUCGCCCUGUUGGCGCGUCAUCUUCGCUUCUAAGAGAAGCUGGUGUGGAACUAUCCAAGUCAUCUAAUGCGGACGACCUGUCGCUCGCCGCUGCAGCCUUCCAGAGACUCUACAUGGAGAACAAAGACCACCCCGUGGUCACAGCCGGUUUGGUCGCCUCUUUGGCUGCAUCUGAUGUAGCCAAGGUCGAACGCUACGCCGCUGAACUGCCCCCAGUCGAGACCCUCGUCGACGGGAUAGAUACCGAAGCGCUCGUCCGAGCUGGGGUUGCAGGGGCUUCCAGCACCGCCGCGCCCGUCAAGAAGAGACCAGCGACGGAGGAAGCUGGCGACGAAAAGGCGGCCAAGAGGCGCCGAAGGAGGAGGCUCCCCAAGAACUACGUCGAAGGCAAGGCUCCCGAUCCGGAGCGAUGGCUGCCCCUCCGAGACCGCUCGUCAUACCGGCCCAAAGGCAAAAAGGGAAAGAAGAAGGCUGGUGAGUCAACGCAGGGCGGAAUAGUCAAGGAGGAGGAGACGCUGGACCUCGUUGGUGGGGGCGGUGUCAAGGUGGAGAAGGCGUCUGCUUCAAACCCAUCCAAGAAGAAGAAGAAGGGCAAGAAAUAG
Purpureocillium lilacinum is the source of this 1944-nucleotide messenger RNA. Its product is annotated as signal recognition particle core component. Gene Ontology annotation, biological process: SRP-dependent cotranslational protein targeting to membrane. Gene Ontology annotation, cellular component: signal recognition particle, endoplasmic reticulum targeting. Lineage: Eukaryota; Fungi; Ascomycota; Sordariomycetes; Hypocreales; Ophiocordycipitaceae. Gene Ontology annotation, molecular function: 7S RNA binding; ribosome binding; protein binding. The record is from RefSeq and is a predicted model, not a curated record.